Harpia harpyja (harpy eagle) is the source of this 6373-nucleotide messenger RNA. It is a transcript of the gene FAM169A, whose product is annotated as family with sequence similarity 169 member A. The record is from RefSeq and is a predicted model, not a curated record. The transcript has 15 exons. Lineage: Eukaryota; Metazoa; Chordata; Aves; Accipitriformes; Accipitridae. The coding region runs from base 822 to 3050 and encodes 742 amino acids.
AAACAUACUUGGCCUCCCCCUUCACCCCUAUCCCUAAGGCUGAUUUACUAAUGAUUGGUACAGAGGAUUCUGACUGAUGGUGGCGGGGGGCUGAGCCCCAGCCAAGCCCCUGGUUUCAGUAAAGCUGGGGAAUGAAAUUGUUAAAUUUUUUGUAGAUACAGGGGCAACUUAUUCUGUGUUAAAUAGCUGUAAAGGACCUAUAAGUAAGACCUAUGUUGGUGGUUGGUGCCCCAGGAAGGGAGGAGGUUAGGCCCUUUCUCCAACCUAUGAUGUGUGAAAUUGGAAGUAAAACAUUGACGCAUGAAUUUUGAUAUAUGCCAGGUUGUCCAUUACCUCUUAUGGGAUGGGAUUUACUAAAUAAAUUGGGAGCACAGGUAACUUUCGGGAGAAAAAAAACCAACAACCAAAAAAACCCCCCAAACCAAAAUGCAAGUGUGUAUUCCUCAGAGUAAUGCCUGGGGAGCGCAAGUUUAUAUGUUAUAGGAAUCAAUGGGAAUCAAGGACAUGAAGAAUGAACAAGUUGAAAUCCCCUCUGAAAUUAUGGAUGCAGUGGUCCCCUUUGUGUGGGCAACAGAGAGGCUCGAAAGAGCUAAAUCAGCUGAACUGGUGAAAGUGGAAUUAAAAGAGGGAACAAAGCUAUUCUGGACCUAAAAGGCCUUUUUCUGUAUUCCUCUGGAAGAACAGAGUCAAAACCUGUUUGCAUUUGAGUGGGAAAGUCCUACAACCGGGAUGCAAGAUGCAGCUAUAUUGGACAGUACUUCCCAAGGAUUUAAGAAUAGCCCCACCAUUUUUGGUAAUGUACUAGUGAAGGAAUUGGAACAAUGGCAAGCUAUCUGCAAUUAAGGACGCCUCUGGGCCUGGAUACUGCAGUUCAUGAAUUUCAGCCAGGAGAUUGGGUUUAUUUAAAAACUUGGAACAACAAACCUCUGAAGGAACAUUCAAAAGGACCCUUUCAAAUUCUCCUAACUACAUAUACUACAGUCAAACUUAACAGAGUGGGACCCUGGAUCCAUUAUCAAGAAGGGACUCCCUCCAGGAUGUCAUUCCCUGUGGAUAUGUUGAAGACCUGCAGUCAUCAGGACUUGGAGAGCUCAGCAGAGGUCUACAUGUCUGGCCUUCGGUAUAAGAAUCCAGACUGUCCUGAAUUCUUGUCUCUGCCAGACCACCGCAAAAUUCCUAUUAGCUUGUCAACUGUGGGCUUCGUUCCUCUUUAUGGUCAAGAGCAGACACACAAAGUUCUUGCUUUGUUUGCACCAGGGGACUCGCUCACAGCUGUAGCCCUGUAUCUUGCUGACCAGUGGUGGUCAAUUGAUGACAUUGUGAGAACAUCUGUCACGGCUAGACAGGGGCUUCAUCAGGUGAAGUCUGUUGGAGAGAGGAUUGUUCUCUAUGUUCUGAAUCGAAUUAUCUAUCGGAAGCAAGAAAUGGAAAGAAAUGAGAUCCCUUUUCUCUGUCAUGGUAGCAAUGACUAUGCUAAGAUCAUGUGGAAAAAAGGAGAGGCUAUUGGGUUCUAUUCUGUUAAACCUACAGGAAGCGUUUGUAACUCUUACCAUGGUCAGAGAUAUCAGCUGCCAGUGCUAGACACAAUGUUUGUAAGAAAGAAACAUCGUGGGAGAGACUCUGGGCUAAUCAUGUUGGAAGACUUUGUGCAUUCCUUUUCUGUGGACUCUCUUGGCCUACGAUACCCGCUGUCAUCCUUCAUGUACACAGCUUGUAAGCAAUAUCUUGAGAAGUACCCUGAGGAUCAUAACCUUUUGUGGGAAGUGGAGGGAGCAGGAUGUUGGUUCCAGAGAACUUCUAUCAUUUCUAAAUGGCAAAAGGAAAAGCUCAAAAUUGCAGCAGCAGAGGCCUCACAGAAAGAAAAUAAGAGUACCCAAGCAGAGGAUCGUUUUCAGCAGUCUGCAGCAGUAUCUGAAGCAAGUGGACAGAAGACCAAGCUAGAAACACAGGUAAGUGCUGACUCUCAAAAAGGUAAAGAAUCAGUGGAUGUCCAUCCAAGCACAUCUGAAGGCCUUAACACAGCUCCUCUUGCCCUUCGAGUACUAAGCAGUCAUCUAAAACGUCCCAAGACAGGAAGACGUAGCUGGGAACCUGAACCUGAAACUUCCCAAGGAGUUGAGGAAAACACUCUUCAUGGGUCAGAAAGCAGGCUGGAACUUCCUGCCCACACACCUGAAAGCUCUGAAGACUUGGAAUUAUCUGAGGAGGACACUGAGGAUGAGGAAGUGACUACUGAAGUUGAGGGCCAGUCUGUAUCAGAAGAGCUACAUGUAUCGCCGCCUGAGAAAACGAGUGAGAAGGAGGAAUCUCCAUCAGAACCUCUUAAUGGUGAGGUUACAGAAGAAACUGGUAAGACCUCACGUAUGGCUGAAGAGGAACCAGCAAAUGAAGUUCCAAGUGGUGAAUCAAAAUUGCAGUCUGAAAGUCAAGGAGAAGAACCCUUAACGCUGUUUGUUCCGUUAAUCCUUGAGUCUCUGGCAAAACCUUCAGAACACACUCUAUCAGAGAAGGUUUUAAAUGCAAAUGAUUCAGAAGUGCUGACUGAAGAAAGUACAUCAGUGGAGGAGGGCACUGAAGAAGAGCAGGAAUCUGAAAAGACCACCACUGAAAAUGCAGCUGCUUCGGUAUCGAAGGACGAGCCCUCUGACAACGGCCUGACCAACUCUAUGGUAACUGAAGCAGCAGAACAAUCUGUUUCUGAAAACGUAUUGCCCAAAACAGCUUCCUCAUUGGAAGGUCAAAAUGAGGAAGCAGGGCACAACUCACAGGAGGCCUCUGUUGCUUUGGGUCAGAGCUCUUUGAUAGUGGUUGAACUUGAGGGUGUUUCUUUUCAGCAGCCUUCUGGACAAGAAGGACAGAAGAACCAGUUGGAAGAGCACUCAGAAGAGUCUGCUGAGCAGAUGGAGCAGUACAUGCAAACAGCAGUGGAACGAGCUGACAGCAGCUCUGAGGAAGCAGAAAUUGAGGUACCCAUUGUAGAUCGGAGAAACUUGCGAAGAAAGGCCAAAGGCUACAAAGGUCCACCCAAGAAAAAAGGAAAGCCAGCUUAAAAAUUAAAUAUUGAUUGUUAAUUCCUCUAUUUAUAAGAAAGUUAUUAUUUUGUAAAACACUAGGGUGUAACUAAACCAUGUGGGACAGGGGACACACGUGUUUAAAAUUCUGGGUUGGAUUUUGUCUUGGGAUUCAUCACCUUUCCUCAAGUCUUCUCAAAUUUUUAACUAGACAUUGAGCUUCAUCAGAGUACAAAAGUAAACAGCCAGUCUCCUCCUUUUAUAAAGGAUACAUGCUGAAUAAAUACAGUUGUGCUAGCAAAGGGAACAGUUUGUAUAUUUGAGGUGGCAGUCAUGGAAUUAAAAUGCAGCGUGAAAUCCUGGCCCUGUCAAUGUCUCUUAAAUUCCCAUAGACUUCCAUGAGGCCAGACAUCAGUCUAGGUUUUUUUUUUUUUUUGAUAACUUUGUGUUCUCUACUCUGGAGAGAAGCUGAAUAAAAAAAUCCUUCCUUGCUUCUUGUUCCCUCCCCAUAGGUUUUUCUCAGAAGAGAUUAAAAGAAUGCAAGACUCUAAUUCUAGGUCUCAAAAUACACAAGAAGGUAUAACUCAUUCGAUUAAAACAAUGUGAGCAGCAUCUGUUUCUCAUGAGAAUAACUUGAAACAGCUGAGUCAGUAGAAACAUGGUCAGUGCAGUACCUGCCAUAGCGCACUCUGAUAAUAAAGUUCUUUAGAUGAAGAUUGAGAAGCCUACACAGUAAACAAUUUGUAGCUUCCAAAGUGAGCAUCUCUGGAAGCAUAAAUUUUUCCAGAGUGCAUGGAGUAUAGAUUCCAGUACAUAUACAUAAUUUGUCACACAUACAGUAGGUUACUCCUUAGUUAGCUAUGUGUUUCUUUCAAUAAAUGAAGCUGCUCUUGGAAUGGGUUAAAAACUCAGGAAUAAGAAAGAACAGUGGUUCUAGGAACAGGAAAUCAUGCCACUAUUUGUCCUGCUAUAUGCCUUUUCUAAGAUGAGUGAACUAGUCUCCCACAAUGUCUCAAAAAUAGAGGUAUCUAGAAAUUGCUGUUCAGGACUUCUGAGUACAAGGUUCACUUGAAUAGUUGCAAUGCUGUCUUAGCUUUUAUCUCUCUAUGAAGCUAAUGUGAGAAUGUGGUUUUGGAUUUUAUGCUUAUACAAUUAACUGUAUUUAUAAGGUAUUUUAACUCUAUAAGUUACAUUCAUACUACUUCAUUCAGCUGAUGAAGUACCAUGUUCCUUUUUAAUCUGUUGAGCAGUUUAUAGAGGAAAAAAAAAAAGGCAGUUUUUAAGAAAAGUGUGUUACAUAAACUUUAGAUUCAGGGUGCAUGGGAUUACUGAGUUAAAUCUGGGUUUCUUGAACUGUUGCACGUAGCUGUAACUUCCUAUCAAUGUACAUUCAUGGGGUUCAUAAGGAGUACCUGUCUGAUAAAUGUUCAAGAUCUUUGAUUGUUUGUAAACAUAUUCAAGUGAACCUUAAGCAUUUCUAAAACUAAUCAAGCAUUUUCUAUAAAGCACAUGAAACAAAACUUCUGUUAUCUUCUGUAUGGCUUUUCUUUUAGUGGUAAGGUUUAUUUUUUUAAAAAAAAGAGUGGCUAGAAAACACAUCUAUUACAUUGCUAAGAAUUUGGGAUUUGUGAGGGCUGGUGGCUUAAAAAAGCAUGGUUGUAUACAGUAUAUUGUGACUCCAUUUUUAGAGCAAGCUUUACUAAAGAUUAGUCUGCUGAAUACUUCAAUUGAUAGAAAUGUAUCCACUUUCAAAAAGUUAAGGAUUCUUUUGCUUAUGAAAAGUGAGUACCAGUUACUUCAAUUACUUCUAGGUGGAUUUUUGAUACAUAUGUUUAUUGCUCAUAUUCCCUGUGAGGUCAGAAAACAGUGUUUGUGAGAAGGUAAUGCCACUCACCUGGCUUUUACUUUUCAUGGCUAAGUUGGAACUGAUUUCGAUUAGUAUCUUUAAGACGUUUGAAUAUCAAAUACAUAAAUAUUACAACAGGAUUAUUAGAUUAGGUCAGUCUUGGUUUCUACUGAGAACAAUCAGAUUUCUGAUCUUAUUUCAGUGAGUCGGUUUUAAAUACUGAACUUAAAUUUGCAUCUUUAAGUAUACUCUUGAGUAGAGACCUCUGUAAAUCUGGGGUACCUGAGAUAGUAGCUGAUGGCCAGACUGUUAACGUACAGAAUGUGAGCCGUUGGGGUGCAAUUAGCAAUUCUGAUAACCAGUACAGUCUUGAAAACUGGACAUUGCUCUAAUUGUGAUUGCAGCAGUACUUUGAACUAAAGGGCGCAGUUUAUUUCUGUAACAACUUCUUUGGCAUCAAUCAUCUUGCAGUAAAUAUGGAAUAGCAAAAUCAAAAUACUGACUUUAAAUAAUAGUUUUCAUUGCUGUAGUGAUUAUCCCAUUGGAACAGUAGUUUUAAUAGUCUAUACCUUCUGUUACAUUAAUGCAAGGGAACAUAUCUGACAACUGUAUUGACUGCAGUGUUUUACCUUAGGAAAAACCAGCAGUUUUUAGUUGGACAAAUUUUUUUUUGGUCUGUUAACUGUCUGUCUUAUUACCAUCAAACUCUUAAAGAAUUUUUAAGAUCUUACUGCACCAGCAACCAAUGAUUAAAACAUCAACUUUAUACAAGUUUGUACCAAAUGCUAUUAAAACAUGCUGUGGAACUACUACAUGUGUGCAGUGGAAGCAAGCAGUAUUAUUUUGAGCUUUAUUUAGUCUAGGAAUAGAGCUUAAAGAACAUUAAUUUGUGACUUCAGCCUUGCACUUCAAUGGUAAAUGGUUUUGUAUUUGAAUCCAACAUUUGUUCAAGUGUCUUUCUUGUACUGCUUAUUAAUUUUUAAGAGGAUUUGCUUUGUUUCUCCCACAUUAUCUUUUGGUCUAUUUUCAUUUCAUGCAGAAUUCUUGUUUGCUGUUCUCAUGUUUCAUAGCCCCUUACAUAAAAAUGUAUACAUGUCUUAUUUCAGAAGUGUCUUUAACUCAUUUGAAAUGUCUAACCUUGGUUUGUUGCUGCUUUUAUAACAUUGCAGUUGUAGAAGUCAGUAACCAAACUGAUCAUUUACAAUGUCAUCAAUGCUACCAAGUUAAACAUAGCAACAAAUAGGCAUAAGUUCAGCUUCUCUGCUUUUAAGUGACCAUUCUAACAUUUUAUUUCCAAUAGCAUACACUUCACAUUUGUGAAAAUAAAUAUAGGUGUUGGAUGUUUUCUAAACUAGUGAUACCCUGUUUAUAAAUCUGAUGAAAGAUGCAUUGCUAUUCUGGAGUACUAUACUUAAGUCUUGUUACAGUGUUAGUUUUUCCUUUUUUUUAGUACUGUCUUGGCUCUUUUGGAAUGUUCUGAAGUAGUAAUUAAACUUAUAUUUUGUGGGGGGUUUUU